Molecule: messenger RNA, 366 nt
Organism: Protopolystoma xenopodis
Lineage: Eukaryota; Metazoa; Platyhelminthes; Monogenea; Polystomatidea; Polystomatidae
Source: the annotation of a GenBank genome assembly
AUGGAAAAUAUACAAUGCUUUCUCGAUGCUGCAGAGGCCUACGGCGUCACCAAGGAAAGCCUGUUCCAGACGGUCGACCUCUAUGAAGCGAGAAAUAUGGCUCAGGUCCUAUCCACGAUUCUCCAGCUUGGAACUGAAUGUCAACGAAAUGGUUUCCAAGGUCAGUUUUGUGGUCCGAAGCCAACCUAUCAACAAAAACGCCAGUGGACAGAUCAACAGCUACGCGCAAGUGAUGGUAUCAUUAGUCUUCAGGCUGGCACCAACAAGCUGGCUAGCCAGAAGGGAAUGAGUUUUGGCGGGCAGCGUCACGUUGCUGAUAUCCGUUGUGAUGAGAUGACUCCGGAGGGUAAAAAAGACUACCAUUAA